GGAGUCUCCAGACCUGUUAAGGCCAGGCCUCUCUGCACGCUCCUGUGAGCCAACAGAACCGGAGCAAAGGAAAACGAAAGCUGUGGAAAAGCAUCUAGUGCUUCCUGCAUGAAAUCAUGCCGGGGACGUUCUUGGAGUCCAGCUGCACUGGCUUGAACAGUGGUCAGUACUUUGUGGAUCUUCUGGAGGAAAGGAGGAGCAGCAGUGACCUUGGCCAUGCCCUUCGCACUUACAACCCCCAACCUUACAAAGACGCUUCAUCCUGCUCCCCAGCGGAGAUCAACGAAGCUGUGCUGGAUUCACAGAACCUCCGAUACGUCAUGAAGGAGAUUGCGGCAGAAACGGGUGUAGCAACGGAGGAGCUCAAAGUCUCUGCAAGAGGGAUUUUGGAGGAAAUGUCUCAGAAUCUCCAGCUGCGCUGCAUCCGGCUGAUGGCCUUCACGCUCACUAAAGUCGUCAAGCGACUCUUCAGCAACAUCUACAUCAAUAUGGAGGGACUCAGCAUGCUGCAACAAGCCAUUCAAGAGAGUCCAGUCAUCCUGAUGCCCAACCACAGGAGCUACGUGGACUUUUUAAUCAUCUCCUACAUUCUGUUCACCUACGACCUCCCAGUUCCUGUCAUCGCAGCAGGAAUUCCUUUGGCAGGGAUGAAGGUUGUGGGGGAGAUCCUGCGUCGCUCUGGAGCUUUCUUCAUACGCCGGGACAUCGGCGCCGAUAAGCUCUACUGGGCUGUGCUGUCCGAAUACGUCAAGGUGUUGGUGCGGAGAGGAUGUGCUCCCCUUGAGUUUUACGUGGAAGGUUAUCGGAGUCGAGCGCUGAAGUCUCUGACACCGAAACUGGGAAUGAUGCACAUGGUGCUGGAGCCCUUCUUCAAAGGGGAGGUGUAUGACGUGACGCUGGUGCCCAUCAGCAUCAGCUACGACCGCGUCCUGGAGGAAUCCCUGCUGGCUCAUGAGCUACUGGGGGUCCCGAAACCUAAAGAGAGCACCAGAGGCCUGCUGAAGGCCACUGGAGUCUUGGAGGAAGACUACGGCUGCAUGCAUGUGACUUUCUGUCGCCCUCUCUCUGUCAGAGAGCUGUGUUAUGGAAGGAUCAGCCGCUGGCAGUACAACCUCACACCGAGAGAUCUCCCUCAGAGGCCCUCUCUGGAGGCGCAGGCCUGUGUGAGCUGGUUGGCUCAUCUGGUGCUUCGAACUCAGGAAGGCGCGUCUUGGAUCAGCCCCUGGUCCCUCAUGGCGCAUGUGCUGCUGCAGACUCCCACCGCAGUCCUCGCUGGUGAGGGUCUGCCCUGGCACCAGCUGAUGGAGAAGACCCUCUGGCUCAAGAAGCUGGCCCUGGAUCUUGGAGCGCAGCUGAACUGGCCCGCGCAAGUCCCUGACUCUGAGGUCGUGACCUCCAGCUUGGCCCUUCACCACUCCACAGUUCAGCACAGAGCAGGGCACGUGUCCUUGGCUGCAGAGGAGGAGCCCACACCGAAGUGCCCAGCCAGCCCUGAGGAGCGGGUGAUCCGGACCGCGGUGCCUUUGCUGAUGUUGGCCUCGUACCGGAACCAGUCCAUGCAUGUGUUCGUCCGGCCUGCUCUGCUCGCCACGGCCAUGCGGGUGACAGAGAGCACGAGGAGAGAUGAGAUCUUCGCCUUCUUCUGCUUCCUCCAGCAUGUCUUCUCCGCAGAGUUCAUCUUCAUUCCUGGCCAAGCUUCGCAGGACUUCGACGAGGCCUGUCUUCUCCUGAAGAAAUGUGCAGCUCUGGAGAUCAAGGGUCAAGAACUUACUGUGUCAGACGCCGGUGGGGAGGUGUUGCACUUCCUGCGGUCACUUCUGCUGCCCUUCAUCCAGUCUUAUGAGGUGAUGUUGAGGUAUCUGUGUGAAGGAGGAGGUCAGCAACUCUCCGACAAAACGCUGCUCCCUGCUGUGCGGAGUCUGGCGACGAAGCUCAUCCUCUCCGGUGAGCUGGGCACGUACGAGGCGCUCUCAUCCGACGCACACAAAAACGCCCUGUCGGCGCUGAGGCGGCUGGAGGCCGUGACAAAGCUGCGGCCGUCCGAGCGGAGUGAGUACAGGGUCGACACGUCGGCCGUCAGAAGAAUUAGAGACGUGCUCUCUGGGAAAAUCCCCCCGCAGACUCUUCAGGCCGCACCUGACGCAAGACUGUAGUCUCUGCUAGAACCCGUCCACCUCCUGGAUCCACCUGGAUCCACCUCCUGACAUAGCCAUCAAACCUUUGCUAGCUAUAAGCUAGUACGCUAGUGAGUCAUAGACAGUUAGCCGAGGGCUGCAACCUUAGCGAUUUCUUCCUUGUUAUGUUAGCAAUACUAGUGUCCCGUGGUUUUAAACACACAAUUUCACCUUUGACCUUUAAAGCCUUAUAGGCCCAGUCCAGACGAGACUGUCAGAGUUUAGCCAAGAGGAGUGUCGCGGUGACACCGGGUUGUAAGGAGAUCUUCUUGAGAUGGAUUACAACCGAUGUAUAUUUCAAUUAAAUUCAAUAUAUGUUCAACAGACUGUCUU
Messenger RNA from Synchiropus splendidus (mandarinfish), 2507 nucleotides. It is a transcript of the gene gnpat2, whose product is annotated as glyceronephosphate O-acyltransferase 2. The transcript is spliced from 16 exons. Gene Ontology annotation, molecular function: glycerone-phosphate O-acyltransferase activity. The record is from RefSeq and is a predicted model, not a curated record. Gene Ontology annotation, cellular component: mitochondrial membrane; peroxisomal membrane. The coding region runs from base 117 to 2153 and encodes 678 amino acids. Gene Ontology annotation, biological process: ether lipid biosynthetic process. Lineage: Eukaryota; Metazoa; Chordata; Actinopteri; Syngnathiformes; Callionymidae.